This is a messenger RNA of Perkinsus marinus ATCC 50983, 1179 nucleotides long. RefSeq names its product zinc finger protein DHHC domain containing protein, putative. Gene Ontology annotation, molecular function: palmitoyltransferase activity. NCBI's taxonomy places the organism in Eukaryota, Perkinsozoa, Perkinsida, Perkinsidae. The transcript is spliced from 11 exons. Bases 8 to 1153 code for a protein of 381 amino acids. The record is from RefSeq and is a predicted model, not a curated record.
GGAUACUAUGCGUUUACCGCGAGUACCACUUUGGUUAAAAGCACCAUUCAUACUGUUAUGGCAUAUUCCUAGUCGGAUUGGAUAUCGAGUUGGAAGGUGUUUCGAUUUAUCAAUUAAAUUGAUGGGACCAGCCUUAAUACUUUUGGCGUUCUCCCUAUACGGUUUUUGUACCUACACCUACUUCGCGGUAAUCGUCUACUAUUACAAUACAGCUUGGGUCUGGUCAGGGGCUACGGCCAUUGGCCUCUUCCUGCUAAUCAAUAUGAUAUACAACUAUGUCAAGGCCGCGGGGACCUCUCCUGGAGUGCCCCCAGUGUGCGAUCCCGAGGCCCCAUCCGGGAGCGAGAACGAUGUCGAAGAGCUUGCCCUUAGGAAUGCAUUACAGCUACGGUUGGCCAAGAAUGGCAGAGUCUAUCAAGGAUAUGCUAAUAAUGACAGUUCUGAUGAUGACGGCCCAGCAAAGCCCCCUCCACCCUCCUCUCUGACGGCUCCCUUUCCGCUGUGUCGGAAGUGCAACCGAUAUAAACCGGCCCGAGCCCACCACUGUUCAGUGUGUAAAGUAUGCGUACUGAAGAUGGACCAUCACUGCCCAUGGCUGAACAAUUGUGUAGGGCAUCGGAAUUACAAGUACUUUUACCUCUUCCUACUCUACCUAGAGUUAUGCUGCCUUUUUGUCAUUCUGCUGUUCUUCGACCCUUUCAAUGCGGCGAUGUUCCCAGCACGAGGAGCUCCCCGAUGGGACAUCUCCAUUGCCUACAAACAGGCAGUAGCUAUGUCCUUCGUCAUAUGUCUGGCGAUAGCCAUUGCGGUUGGUACUCUCCUCGGCUUUCACACUUACUUGGUGUUAACCAACCAGACCACAAUAGACUUCCAGUCCAACGUACAGGAGGCUCGACUGGCAAAGCAGCAGGGGACACUUUUCAUUAACCCUUUCAACCUUGGGCGGUCCAGAAAUUUCCACCAAGUAUUUGGAGACUAUACUUUUUGUUCAUUCCGGUGGAUGAUACCGUGGGCUAAUUCGAAGCCGGCCCCGAACUGUGAUGGCUACAUCUGGCCGACCAUUGGUGCUAGAGGGCCUCCGCGAGGAGACAACCGCAGAAGCGCUCAUCGUCACAACAACAUUCCCCCGGUUUCUGACAACCCUGCAGAGUGAGUCUACCCGUACAUAUGACACAGUUU